AUGGAUAUCCAGACACCUAUCGCUGUGAUUGGCAUGGCAUGUCGCUUUGCUGGGGAUGUUGAUAGCCCGGAAAAGCUCUGGAAAAUCUGUGCUGAGGGUCGAAGUGCUUGGACGGAGAUUCCCAAGUCCAGGUUCAACGUUGACGGUGUUUACCACCCCAACAAUGCCAAACAAAACACGCUCAAUAUCCGUGGGGGACACUUCCUCACUGAAGAUCCUGCCCUCUUUGAUGCGAACUUCUUCAACCUUUCUUCCGAAGUGGCGGCCAGUAUUGAUCCUCAAUUCAGGCUCCAACUUGAAUCUACAUAUGAGGCUUUUGAAAGUGCUGGCUUAACCCUACAAGACGUAGCGGGUUCCAAUACCUCCGUAUACGCGGGCGCUUUCUUCCGUGACUAUAUCGAGGGACACAUGCGAGACCCCGAAACGCUACCCAGAUUCCUCUUGAUGGGUAUUGGCGCCGCGAUGGCCUCGAACAGAAUAUCGCACUUCUACGAUUUGAGAGGACCCAGCAUGACCAUUGACACUGGUUGUUCUACAACGUUGACGGCCUUCCAUCAAGCUUGUCAAAGUCUAAGGACCCGGGAAUCCAAUAUGUCCAUUGUCGGUGGCGCUAAUGUUACGUUCAAUCCAGACAUGUUUGUCGUCAUGUCGUCACUCACUCUGUUAUCGCCUGAAGGAAAGUCGUUCUCGUUCGAUAGUCGCGCUUCUGGGUAUGGUCGUGGUGAGGGUUCAGCCACCGUCUUACUCAAACGUCUUGAUGAUGCGCUCAGAGACGGCGACCCUAUUCGCGCGGUCAUUCGCGAAACGGGUGCAAAUCAGGAUGGCAGGACGGAUACAAUAACGACCCCGAGCGGCGUCGCACAGGAAGAAUUGAUCCGCGAGUGUUACCGUAAAUCAGGUCUCGAUCCGGCGCACACUACGUAUUUUGAGGCUCAUGGUACAGGAACACCCACAGGAGACCCAAUUGAAGCUGGCGCCAUUGCGUCGGUCUUCAAGAACAGUCGGUCGGCUGAUCAACCUUUGAGGCUUGGAUCCGUCAAGUCGAAUAUUGGCCACACAGAGACCGCCAGCGGUCUGGCCAGUAUUAUCAAGGUUGUCAAAGCUUUAGAGAAGGGUCAGAUCCCACCGAGCAUCAACUUCGAAAAACCCAACCCGAAACUGGAUCUUCCGGGCUGGAAGCUGAAGGUGCCCACCGAAUUGGAAACUUGGAACGCCAUUAACGGCAUUCGCCGAGCAUCGGUUAACAACUUUGGCUAUGGCGGUGCAAACGCUCAUGUUAUCAUGGAGGAUUUCGCAAGUUUUGUCACUCAAAGGAAAAUUAACAAUAGGCACGUGUCUACUGUAACGAACGGUAAAUCCAACGAAAACUCGAAUGGAACAAAUGGACAAACAAGUAGGAUUUCUAACGAAACGAAUGAUAACGGCGUUCACGCUGGCAAUGGCCUCUCAUCGCACGUAUUCGUGCUGAGUGCAAAAGACGAGCGAGCAGCUCAAACGAUGAUUGAAAACCUCCAAAGGUACUUAACGGAAGCUCGUAAUAAUAAUGAAGUCGAAGAGCGCACGCUACUCAAACAACUAGCGUUCACGUUGGGUCAGCGCCGGAGUCGCUUCUCCUGGGUGUCUUCAGUUGCCGGACAAAGCUUGACAGGCUUGCUUGGCGCUUUCAGCACUCCUAAGGCAAAGCCAGUUCGCAGCUUAGUCAAUGAGAGGAAGCCAAGGCUUGGUUUUGUGUUCACAGGUCAAGGCGCACAGUGGUGGGCAAUGGGUAGGGAAUUGAUCCACACGUAUCCCGUAUUUCGACAAUCUCUGGAGGAAUCCGAGGAAAUGCUGAAAGAUCUGGGUUCACCGUGGUCGUUACUUGAGGAGCUCACACGAGAUGCUGAGACGUCCAAAGUCAGCGAACAAUAUCUCAGUAUGCCAGCAUGUGUUGCUAUUCAGAUCGCCCUAGUCCAGCUGCUUGACUCAUGGGAUAUCAGACCCUCAGCGAUCACAAGUCAUUCUAGUGGUGAGAUCGCUGGUGCAUAUGCAGCUGGUGCGCUGAGCAAGAAGUCCGCUAUAGCUAUUGGUUUCGCACGUGGUCAGUUUGUCGCCAAAGCAAAAGGUGGGAUGAUUGCUGUUGGUCUAGGGGUCGAAGACUGUGACAAGUACCUCGCCCGAAUCUCGUCUGGUAAGCUUGUCGCUGCAUGCAUGAACAGCCCUUCUAGCACGACUGUUUCGGGUGACGUCCCUGCCAUCGAAGAACUUGAGGCGCUCCUUAAAGCCGAUGAAGUUUUCGCUCGACGUCUCCGUGUUGAUGCUGCUUAUCACUCUCACCACAUGCAGGCAUUCGCUGAACCAUACGAGGCCUGGAUCGCCAAGAACGCGAAGCCUGGUCGUCCACAAAAGUCCGAGAAUGGCCACUUCAUUAGCGACACGCUAAGUGUUGUGUUCUCUUCGCCAACGACUGGUGGGCGUAUUGAGAAUGCUACAGACCUUUGUGAUGCGGGCCACUGGGCGAGGAGCCUAGUCAACCCCGUACGUUUCGUUGAGGCCUUCAAAGACAUGGUGAAUUCAACUAAAUCUGAGAAUGAUGGUGAAGAAAAUGAGGGCGUGGUAGAUAUGGUGUUAGAAGUCGGACCUCACGGCGCUCUUGGAGGUCCCAUUCAAGAGAUCUUGAGCUUACCCGAAUUUGCCGGCCGCAAAGUACCAUAUGCAACAUGCCUUGUAAGAAAAUCAAGUGCUAUAGACACGACACAUAGCCUCGUUUGCGAUCUUUUGCGCAAUGGCUAUCCUGUCAACAUGGACGCUGUCAACUUCCCAACAGGUCGAGUCGGAGUCAAAGUUAUAUAUGACCUUCCCCACUACCCAUGGAAUCAUCAGGUACGAUACUGGUCGGAGCCACGACAGAACAGAGAGCUGAGACACAGGCGCGAAGCACCUCAUGAUCUCCUUGGAUCGUUGGUGCUCGGUACAAACAAUAACGUCCCUUCUUGGAAGAACACUAUCAAGGAAUCCGACCUACCUUGGAUCAGGGACCACACUGUGCAAUCCAAUAUUGUAUAUCCGGGCGCUGGUUUCAUAUGUAUGGCUAUUGAAGCUGCGUUGCAAUCUUGGCCCAAGUCAGGUAGAAAUGUCUCAGGAUAUAAACUCCGUGACGUCGAUAUCCACCAGGCACUGGUCAUCCCGAACGAUUCGGCAGGUAUCGAGACGCAGAUUGAGCUUCGUCCGUGCAGCGAGAAGGCCAUAUACACCAAGGGUUGGAAGGAGUUUGUGAUUCACUCUGUCAGUUUGGAAAAUGAUUGGAUAGAGCUCUGCAGAGGCUUGAUCUCCAUUGAAUUUGAGGUGGAUUCACGUCAGUUCUGGAAUGACAGUAUAGCUGAUGGACAGACAUCUGCGCGUCUUACUCAGCCAGUUCUCCCGGAGGAUUAUCGCAUGAGAGUCAUGCCGCGGGAUAUUUAUGCCAACAUGCGCUCGGUUGGGAUUUACCACGGCCCAAUUUUCCAAAACCUCAAGAGUAUUCGAGCCCACUCCAAGCAGUCUGUCUCGACCUUUGUGACUGCAGACACAGCUUCAAUCAUGCCUUACAACUACCAGCGCGAGCAUGUUGUGCACCCUACCACUUUGGAUUCCGUCUUCCAGAGUGCUUAUACUGCGAUGCCUGAGUCCAGAACCACAAUGUAUUAUGCCCUGGUGCCAAGAUUCAUCAAGUCGUUGUGGAUAUCUCAUAAUAUCGUAAAGGAGCCUGGCCAUCUCUUCAGGUCAUACUCAAAUAUCAUUCGUAAGGAUGGUCAAAGCGCCGAGGUGGAAAUUGUGGUUUGUGAUGACAAUAAAGUGAAGGAUGCAAGCAGUGUUCAUCCUGUCAUGAAGCUAGAAGGGUUUGAACUGCAUUCUCUGGGCAGUUCACCGCCAAAAUCUACUGCUAGCUAUGAGAAUGAGAAGUUCAGUCACGCAGAGUGGGUACCAGAUCUGGACCUAUCGCCUCCGAUGUUUGCGAAACAGCAGUUGAGCCGAACCAUUCCCGCAGGUGAGGCAGAGAUCAUGCUCGAUCUAAGACGAGCAUGCUACUAUUAUGUCCAAGAUGCGCUCAGCGGCAUUGCCGAGGACCAGUUGUCCGGACUCGCGCGAUUCUCUCAAAAGUUCUACACGUGGAUGAAGGUACAAGAACAACUCGCGCAAUCCAACAGGUUAGGGGAUGGAAGUUCGGAGUGGAAAGCGGACAGUACCGCUACCAGAGAAGCUCUCAUUGAAAAGGUGAAAGGCGCUUCAACAAAUGGUGAGAUGGUCUGCCGGAUGGGUCCUCAUAUCUUGUCUAUCCUCCGACAAGACAUCACGCCGCUAGAGCUGAUGCUCGAAGAUAAGUUGCUGCAAAGAUACUAUACUGAUGCUAUAAAGUGGGGUAGGUCUCACCAGCAGAUGGGAACACUGGUCAAGCACUUUUCUCAAAAGAAUCCGAGAGGGAAGAUUUUAGAGAUCGGCGCCGGGACAGGGGGUACCACCAGAAUGAUACUGGCGUCCCUCGGGACAGAUGACUCAGGCUGGGGUCCACUUGCCAUGUCCUAUGAUUUCACCGACAUUUCUUCUGGAUUUUUUGAGGCCGCGCAGGAGAGGUUUGCUGCUUGGAACAGCCUGGUUCGGUACAAGAAGCUCGACGUUGAACACGACCCGGCGGAGCAGGGGUUCGAGCUGGGCACAUAUGAUCUUAUCGUUGCAUCGCAGGUUCUGCACGCGACGAAAAACAUUGAGCGCACCAUGUCCAACGUCCGCCGGCUGCUGAAGCCUGGUGGAAAGCUUUUCAUCAUGGAGACAACACAAGAUCCAAUGGAUUUGCAAUUCGUUUUUGGCUUGUUACCUGGAUGGUGGUUAAGCGAGGAGCCUGAGAGGGAGCUCAGUCCAUCACUUUCCAUUGAGAUGUGGGAUCGCGUUCUGCAUGACACUGGUUUUGGAGGGGUGGAGCUUGAAGCUCAUGACUGUGAAAAUGAAGAAUUUUAUUCAUUCAGUAUAAUCGCCUCGACAGCGCUGGAGUCUUCCACCACGAAUGGCACCACAGAUGUUGCCCAGAAUGUUGUCUUGGUCGUUGGCGAUGACAGUACACUGCAACAGCCUAGCUGGUCCUGGAUCGAGAAGCUACGCUCGGAUAUCUGUCGUAUCAUUGGUGAAACCCCGCCUGUUGAGACGUUGCAGACAGCUUCAUCAACAGAAGGACGAACAUUCAUCUACCUUGGCGAUGUCGAUGGCGUGAGACUUCGAAGUCCAAAUGCCGAAAGCUUCGAGGCUUUGAAGCGUCUUUGUACCAAAUCCAGAAGACUGCUCUGGGUCACCAGCAUGCGCUCGCUUGACGCAUCCAUGAGUAUAGGUCUGCUUCGGUCUGUACGCGAAGAGUAUGCGGGGAAAUGUUUGAUCGCGCUUGACCUGGAUGCUAACCGAGAACCAUGGACAGCGCAGUCAAUUUCUGCAGUAAUAGAAGUUUUCAAUAACGUGUUACUUCGUCCUCAGAUCGCCAACGGGUAUCAGGACUUCGAGUUCUCGGAGCGCGAUGGGUUGAUCCACGUUCUACGCUACUUCAAGGAUGUGGAGAAGAACAAAGCUGCAAUCACACCCUCUGGACCAAAACAGGCAACCCAAAAGGAGCCAUUCUGUCAGCUGGGCCGCCCUUUGAAGAUGCGUGUUGGCACUGCCGGACUUCUUGAUACACUAGCAUUCGAACACGACUUGGACGCAGACAAGGAGUUAUGUGCAAAUCAGCUAGAGAUCGAGCCCCGCGCGUUUGGAGUCAACUUCCGCGAUAUCAUGGUGGCUAUGGGCCAACUCGGACAUGAUAGUACCAUGGGUUUUGAGUGCGCUGGGACCGUUGUUCGCGCCGGUAUCGAUGCUCUGAUCCAGGGAUUUAAGCCAGGUGAUCGUAUCAUGACACUGCUGCAUGGUGACUACGCAAGUCUCAUCCGUGUGCCCUGGACCAACGCAGUUCACAUACCUGACAAUGUCACUUUCGAGGUGGCAUCGACUCUGCCGAUGGUUUUCACCACGGCUUACGUCGCCCUUUUCGAUAUUGCUAGACUAGAGAAGGGCGAAAGUAUCCUGAUACAUGCUGCAACCGGAGGUGUCGGCCAAGCAGCUUGCAUGCUGGCAAAUCACGUAGGUGCCGAAGUAUUCGUUACCGUUGGCAGCGAGCAGAAGAGAGAUUUUGUUGUCAAGACCUACAAUGUGCGACCUGACCAUGUUUUCUCAAGCCGUGAUGCUUCUUUCAGCGCCGGCAUUCUUCGAAUGACAGGUGGGGAAGGUGUUGACGUUGUAUUGAACUCUCUCGCCGGCCCAUUGCUUCAGGAAGGAUUCAAUUGCCUUGCCCGCUUCGGGCGAUUCGUCGAGAUGGGCAAACGUGAUUUCAAGAUCAACAGCCACUUGGAGAUGGCGACCUUCAACCGGGCCGUAUCCUUCUCCCAUAUUGAUCUUCUACAGCUCGAGGCACACAAGGGCAAUCAGAUACAGCGCGUCAUGAGAGAAACGAUUCGUCUCUUCAGUGAGGGACUUAUCACAGCCGUGCAACCAAUAACUGUCUACCCGGUCUCUGAAUUAGAGAAGACUUUUCGUCUCAUGCAGGCGGGCAAACAUAUGGGCAAAAUCAUCAUAUCAGUGGGCCCAGACGAUCUUGUUCCUGUUGUGCCUCACAUGCUUGUUACCAAGCUCAACCCCCAGGCUUCGUAUCUUGUUGUUGGCGGUCUGGGUGGAAUCGGUCGCUCAGUCUGCCAUUGGAUGGUUGAGAACGGUGCCAAGAACCUUAUAGUUCUCUCGAGGAGCGCAAAUUCGAGUCAGCGAACAACCUCGUUCGUAACCGAGAUGGCAGAAGCGGGCUGCAAAGCCAAAGCUAUUAGAUGCAACAUCGCUUACCAAAGCGACCUGGACAGAGCAUUGGAUGACUGCCGAUCUGAAAUGCCACCCAUUCGCGGUGUGGUGCAAGCAGCCAUGGUUUUACAGGAUUCUAUUCUUGAGCAAAUGUCGCUUGCAGACUACCAGGCUGCAGUGAGUCCGAAGGUGGAUGGAAGCUGGAACCUGCACCAGGCAUUUAAUAAAGUCGACUCGCUUGACUUCUUUAUUAUGCUUUCUUCGCUGGCCGGUAUCCUGGGCCAUCCGAGUCAGAGCAACUAUUCUGCUGGGGGUAGUUUUCAAGAUGCAUUAGCCCAUUUCCGCAACCGUCGCGGUCUUCCAGGCGCAGCUAUUGACCUCGGAGUUGUGAGCUCCGUGGGUUAUGUUGCAGAACACGACAACACAUCGGAGCGUCUAGCACGGUCAGGCCACACCAUUCUAAGCGAGGAGGAUGUCCUCAAUGCUAUUAAAUUCGGCAUUAGUUCACCUUUCAGUGGCCAAAUGGUGUUGGGCUUGAAUCCGGGACCCGGGCCGCAUUGGGAGGAGACAGCCAUGGGACGUGAUAUGCGCUUCGCUGCCAUUCGCUACCAUGAACUUGGAUCAAAGACGGAGCGUCAACCCGGCACAAGCGCGGGCAAUGCUUCCGACCUUGGGUUGAGGAUCGCGGAGGCAUCUUCCUUGGAGGAGGCAGCUGACGUGGUGGCGGAUGCAAUUGUCAAGAAGCUCAUGACUAUCUUCAUGAUGCAGCAGUCCGAUAUCCAGUUGAGCAAGAGACUUUCGGAAUACGGUGUGGACUCUCUCGUAGCGGUCGAGCUUCGUAACAUGCUGGCGUUGCGGGCUGGUGCCGACGUUUCCAUUUUCGAUAUCAUGCAGAACUCGUCCAUCUCUAAGCUGGCGAGAGUAGUAGCGACCAAAAGCAGUCAUUUAGAUAGCAGUGUCAUAGUGUAG
Truncatella angustata is the source of this 7785-nucleotide messenger RNA. RefSeq lists its product as uncharacterized. Gene Ontology annotation, biological process: fatty acid biosynthetic process; secondary metabolite biosynthetic process. Bases 1 to 7785 code for a protein of 2594 amino acids. Gene Ontology annotation, molecular function: oxidoreductase activity; fatty acid synthase activity; 3-oxoacyl-[acyl-carrier-protein] synthase activity. The transcript has 12 exons. NCBI's taxonomy places the organism in Eukaryota, Fungi, Ascomycota, Sordariomycetes, Amphisphaeriales, Sporocadaceae. The record is from RefSeq and is a predicted model, not a curated record.